This is a messenger RNA of Fusarium poae, 897 nucleotides long. RefSeq lists its product as uncharacterized. The record is from RefSeq and is a predicted model, not a curated record. The transcript has 2 exons. Gene Ontology annotation, cellular component: membrane. Gene Ontology annotation, molecular function: lipase activity. NCBI's taxonomy places the organism in Eukaryota, Fungi, Ascomycota, Sordariomycetes, Hypocreales, Nectriaceae. Bases 1 to 897 code for a protein of 298 amino acids.
AUGUCGACCGAGGUUGAAGGAACCUUUGAGGUGGCAGACGCCAGCCUCUACACCAAGACUUGGACACCUCAGGGCCCCGUUAAAGCCAAGGUGAUCCAUGUUCAUGGCUUCAGCGAUCACAUCAACUGGUACGAUGACGUGUAUCGAAUUUUGGCUUCUAGCGGCAUUCAAGUCUUUGGUUUUGACCAAAGAGGCUGGGGCCGCAGCGUCAAGCAACCCUCUGACAAAGGAAACACCGGCGCAACACCGCGCGUAAUUUCUGAUAUUGCAGCAUUCAUCGAGAGCAAGCUGCCUUCUGAUGUCCCGGUUUUUGUUCUGGGCCAUUCGAUGGGUGGAGGCGAGGUUCUCACACUUGCGGCCGAUCCUCAGUACGCCAAGCUAGUCAGUCAAGUGCGCGGUUGGAUUCUCGAGGCUCCUUUCAUCGGAUUCGCGCCUGAAGAAGUCCCAAGCUGGUUCAAAAUUGUAGCAGGUCGGCUAGCUUGCAAGAUCCUGCCGAGGUUCCAGCUCAAGCAUCAACUCGACGUCAUGAACUUGACGCGAAAAACCGAGGUAGCAAAGGGCUUCAAGGAAGAUCCUCUCUGUCAUGACACAGGUACGCUGGAAGGUCUGGCGUCGCUUCUGGACCGUACGGCGGCUCUGCAAUCGGGGUCUGUAAAAUUGGGCAAGGAAGUAAAGUCUCUUUGGCUCGGCCACGGAGACCACGACAAAGCCUGUAGCUAUGAAGCUGCCAUGGAAUUCGCAAAGAACCAGGACAUCGAGGACAAGGUCGUCAAGACGUAUGUGGGAGGUUACCACGCUCUGCACGUGGACCUGUGCCAGGAGGAAUAUGCGAAGGAUAUUACUGCUUGGAUCCUAGAGAGGAGUACAGGUGAAAGACCAAUCGAGGCGAAGCUAUAA